Messenger RNA from Penicillium verrucosum, 1029 nucleotides. RefSeq lists its product as uncharacterized. The record is from RefSeq and is a predicted model, not a curated record. The coding region runs from base 1 to 1029 and encodes 342 amino acids. The transcript is spliced from 4 exons. Lineage: Eukaryota; Fungi; Ascomycota; Eurotiomycetes; Eurotiales; Aspergillaceae.
AUGGAUACCUCGCAGGCUGGCGAGCAGACCCUCAAUAGGGCGCAAGGUGGAUCUGCCUAUGCCGAGGGGUCCAGUUCUUCCUCCCCGACGGAAGCGUCGGUUCACAUCAUCGAGGACCUGUCUCCGCUGGUCCGGACAAUGAACGAGACUCUCGGGCGAAGCCGUUUGAUCGUCAAUCAAGAGCCGAACGACAAUAACGAGGACUUGAUGGCCCCAAUCGGUCAGAGCGACCGACUCGUCGAUGCGACAGAGGAUUUGGAGAGGACCGUCCGGUCGCAGGAAUUCUACCUUCGCUACGGCGACUAUAUGGGGCGAGUAUGGAAGCGCCUCGAACAUGCUUCCCGUUGUGUCCACCAAGGUCAUUGGCCUGCUGGAGUCGUCGCUGUUGGCAUAGAUCUCGAGCGGGAGGAGGAGCUCGGGGGGGGGGAAGCCUCGGAGAAGCUGGCGGGGGUGUUGCAGCAUCUCGAGGGGCUCGGGAUCAAGAUCAGCAGCGAUGUGGCCAAGACGGCAAUUUUGGGAUAUGCGAAACGCAACAAGAUCUGCCAUGGAGGUCCCAGUCGACUUGGCGACAAGGAGACUCGCGAUGCAAUCGCGAGCAAUGCCAAAGACCUGGGAAAGUUUCUACCCGACGAUCAGAGAGCGAAUCGCCAUCUCUGGGUGCGAAUUGUCAAGUUGUGGAAGAAGUGCGGGAGAUACGUGGAGGAUGUGCGAAAGUCGGCUCCGGAGACGACGCCAACCCCGGAUUCAUCUCGUCUACUCGCCGCACCGCCCCGUACCGCCGAGGAGAAGGAGGAGUUCACACGAGCCUUGGAGGAAGGCUCAUUCCAGGGCGAGCUGGAUCAACUGAGCCGAGAAGGAGGGCCCUGCAGACAAGACUCACCUCAUCGCACGCAGUCGACGAGGUCCGACCCAUUUCACGGUGUUCCUAGUAAGCGGAAGACGGACUACUGUGCAAGAGGAAGGAAAGACAGCAAGAUCGCAGUUUCCAUUCUGGCCCACAGGAAGAGAUUAGAGACGCAAACCCCCUGA